This is a messenger RNA of Plasmodium fragile, 1224 nucleotides long. RefSeq lists its product as uncharacterized. The coding region runs from base 1 to 1224 and encodes 407 amino acids. Lineage: Eukaryota; Apicomplexa; Aconoidasida; Haemosporida; Plasmodiidae. The transcript has 8 exons. The record is from RefSeq and is a predicted model, not a curated record.
AUGAUCAAAAUUUUGCUCGAGAACAACGAAAUUAUAACCUGCGUUGGGAACAGCCUCAACUGCUGCAACUUUGAAGUGUACAGUCUGUGUAAUUACUCCGUGUCGAUUCUGCUGCCGUACAAUAACUCCUGUAAGGAUUGCCAAGGGAAGAGGGAGAGGAACACUCCAUUUGAUGAGCUGUCCACAAAGGAGAACCCCAUCAUCUCGUAUGCCUCCUUCGUGAAUACGUUGCCUUGUAAUUUGAUCAUUGAAAAGAGUCGACUGGACCUGUCAGAAAACAUAAUGGAGGUGGUUUACAAACUAUUGAAGAGUUCAAGGAUCCACAAGAAAAACGUGUCGCUGACGAUUUUUUUUUUUUACUUCUACUACUCCCAAUUGUCCUUCAUGUUGUUCAUCGUUUCGGUGUUCUUUUUGCCCCCGCUCAUCUCGGUCAUGGACUACCUGCUGUUCAUCCUGCUCAUAAUACCCCUCCUGUCAAUCGCCCUCCUUGGCAACGAUAACAACAGCACCAUAAUGAACGAGAUCCCAGAUAAAGUCAUCACCCGGGAGUUCCUGCUGAAGAAGCUGCUCUUCUUUCUUAUCAGGUGGAUCCCCUACAUGCUCUUCUGCGUCACGUUGUCCAUUUACUAUGUACAACUCAUUAACAACAAAUUUGCAGGCAAUUACAUUUUGCAGUCUGCCCACAGUGGAGAUAUUUUGAAUUCAUUGAAGAAAAAUUUCAUGGCGGACGUGACACACCACUGCACGCAGAGUGGGCACCUAAGCUCCCUUUACAAAUGCCAGCUGCUCCUUUAUUCCUUUUCUGAGAAGGAAUCUAUGGGUCUGCGGCGGAACAUGGCAGGCGUGGUGAUCAAGCAGAUGCAGAUAUAUUUUUUUUUCGUUUUCUCCCUCUUGUUCUUUGUUUCUUCGCUGUCGCACAGUGACAGGUUCGAACCCCUGUACAAGCUCAGCUGCAUCAAUAACUCAAAAACGUAUUUCUCGUGCCUGUUCAUGUUCCUCUUUUUGAGCCUCCUCUACGUGGCUUUCCGAGUCUAUAUGCUUCCCCCCUACUACCUAAUUCAGUUUCCCGAUGCGACUCUGAGCAUACUUGUACUCAUCUUCAGCCUCAUCAUAUUAGUGAUAAACGAGACGUUGAAGCGAGUAGAGGCAAGGAUCAAAACGAACAGGCAAAAAUAUUUGAAGGUCCUGUUUGGAACUCGCCUGGGCAUGUGGAGCCCCAAGUGA